Molecule: messenger RNA, 1722 nt
Organism: Necator americanus (New World hookworm)
Lineage: Eukaryota; Metazoa; Nematoda; Chromadorea; Rhabditida; Ancylostomatidae
Exons: 13
Coding region: 1-1722 (573 amino acids)
Biological process (GO): regulation of transcription by RNA polymerase II
Cellular component (GO): chromosome
Molecular function (GO): chromatin insulator sequence binding
Source: RefSeq, a predicted model, not a curated record
AUGGAUUGUGUUGUGGUGUCGUCUCCUAUGAACACGUAUUCUCUUUCUGAAGUCCCUAUCCAGUCUCUUGCGGUGGACAGCACUCCUCCUUCCAUGGAGGCAAAUUCUGACGAGACUUAUGUUCUCACAGAUCUGUCAUGCAAUACUGCCAAUCAUCAGGAGCAGACCGUUUCCAAUGAUUGGUCCCUUCAACAUGAUUUAUUCGCAGACCUCGACUAUGAGAGACCCUCAACAUCCAGUGACAAGAAUGUGGAUUCUAGCAGAAAUGGAGAAACCCAGGAAGAAGACGACCCUACCUUCAAAUACUACUAUAUGUUGGAAGAUUCACAUGCAGAUGUACUGAAAAAGUUAGAAGAUGAGUUAUUGCGGGAGGAAGCCGAAGAGAAGGCGAGGACAGACGAAAUAGAAGCGAAGAUGAAGGAACUGGAGAAGGGCGCAGAGGAGUUCGUUCUCAUUCAUGAAUUAGAGGAACAAAUGGAUAAGCAUGCGAAGAGGUUGAAAGAAAUGAAAGCCGAGAAAGAGCGUAUUAUACAAGUCCGAAAAGAGCUGGCCAAAGCUAAUAGAGAGCGUGAGAUCUUCUGCUGUUUCGUUUGCAGUAAGGUUUUUUUCGACGAAGAAGAAAUGCGUGAGCACGUAACCGAGAAGCAUCUGGCAUUUAAAAAGGAAUACAAACUGAAGUGUUCGAAGUGUUACCGAAGGUUCAGUAAAAGACAGCACCUUUUCCGGCACGAGCGGACUCAUCAAAAUAUAUCCUUGACCUGCAGAGUUUGUUGCCGCGACUUUAGGGAGGAAGUCUCCCUCAAAAUUCACAUGAGCAAAGUGCACAGUCUAUCCAUGGAGGGAGUCAAAAUAGGCAAAGAUCACUUGUGCAACUGUGGCCAGAAAUUCGGCAUUAUUGAGGAGCUUAAGCGCCAUCGCUACUAUUGUCAAUCUCGAGGAAGUAUAGCAGAAAAACGACGGAAGGCUCGCGAAGAACUCGAUGCUAUGUCCUCAGUGACCUUUGAAAGCACUUCGUCGCAAUCGGUUACUAUGUCCUCGGAGUCGUCGUCUACGGUCACUAUUGGAAGUAGCUCCGGAAGGCCGGUGAAGGACAAGUCAUGCCCCAUUUGCUUUCUUGUGUUCGCCUCUAUGCAAUCUCGGAGACGUCAUAUCGAGAGAAAGCAUCCAGCUAUGCUUGGGAGCGAAGAGGUCGAACAAGUCUCGUACAUAAAGGUACAAUCGCCAGCGUUUCCAUAUGCAUGUGAAUUGUGCUCAAAAGCAUUCGCAUCUCAUGCUUCUUUGAGUACACAUAGAAAGAGAGUGCAUGAGAACAAAAAAGAUCAUGAAUGUACUAUCUGUAGCAAGAGGUAUCCUCUUGCGAGUGAGCUCAAGAAACACAUCAAACGUGUUCAUGAGAACAGUUUGACCGAAAUAUGGGGUUACGAGGAAAUAUCGACCGAGGCGGAGGUUCUGGUCUGUAUCGAAAGGAUUAAAAUUGGAAAUCCUGGUGGAUGCAACGGAAAUAGCGCAGAAAUGCUGGAAUAUCAUCCUCCGUCUGGGAUUCGUGAGAUGACAAAGAUCAUCCGUUCAAUGUGCAUAGACGAAAUGAUACGUGACUCGUGGAGACGCGCUAUCAUAGUUCCUCUCCACAAGAAGUUAUCCGUCACGGACCCUAGGAAUUAUCGAGGAAUCUCGUUGCCGCGUGUAUUGUACAAGGUUUUAGAGCGGAUCACCUUGGAUUGA